AUGAGUGACGCGACUUCACCCACACCCCGCCGCUCCUCUUCCGCAGCCCCGGCCACAGCUGCUGCUGCUGCUACUACUGCGCGGCGCCCUUCAAAUUCGAGUUCGGGGAAUAGCGGCGAGUUCGAGACUUGUUUGGAGCAGGCGGCCGGGUUCGUGGCGGGCGCAGAGGGCUUGGUCGACUCGGAAGAUAGACUGGACAAUAAGCAGAAGCGCAAGAGAACUAGUCCCGCAGACCAAGCCGUUCUCGAGGCCGAGUACAGACAGAACCCCAAGCCAAACAAGGCGGCGCGCGCCGAUAUUGUAGAGAAGGUGUCCUUGAACGAGAAGGAAGUGCAGAUAUGGUUCCAGAACAGACGGCAGAUCAACCGACGCAAAUCACGCCCACUUCUACCACAUGAAAUUGCCGCUUUUGGAUUACGGAGUAUGGCUGCAAUGUCUUCGGACCCUAUCACUAUGAUGGAUAUUGGACGCUGCAGCAGCCAAGGUCCAGAGGAGCAUGAACCAAGUUCGCAAGCAGAUACGGUCGCUAGUCAAGAAGUCGCCGACGUAGAGGACGUGGAGAAUGAGGUCGUUCUGCAGAAAGCGGUGGAAUCCCCCGUGGAACCAGAGAAAGAGGUUGAAGCCGAGGUUGAAGCUGCUGUGGAGGAAAUUGCUGCCUCGCUGUCCCCGCCAUCGUUGCCUCAGAUAUCCUCCGGCACAUUGGCCACUGAUUCCAGCUCGAUUUCAGCUGCCGAAAAAACCGUGAAGUCAUUAGGAUACUUGUCAAACCGUUGGAAUGCACACAGUAGCUCAGCUUCGACUCCAUCCUCGUCUAAAGCCCCCACGUAUGCCACACCACCUACAUUCAGAGCAACUCAACCUACUUCGUGCCCUGAACGCAUUGACGAGACCGUACCUACCCCUUCUUCUCACAUCCGAUUAUCGCUGUCAUUAGAUGGUAAAGCAACACUAGUCUCAACAAUCCCAUCGCCUCCUCGCCAGUAUGCCCCUCGUCCCCCUUUGUCAUCAGAACCUAUGACUCCACAAAAAAGAAUGCGCCUCCAAAGAAGUCAAAGUGCUCUCAACUUUGGGUCCCGCCCGUCCAUGAGCAAUGCUGGAGCCUCUCCGCUACUGCCACGCUUACCAACUGGACGCUCAAGAGAUGCUCGCAGCUGGGAGAAAAUAUGCGGUAAUGCUGAAGUUCCUGACGAACUUACUAAGCAAGCUGAGAAUGAGCUUUCUGGUUCUGCCGUAGCUGCUAUCAGCCUUCUACGAUCCAGCGGUAAUACUGCUCUGAAAGCUAACCCGAACAAGCGCAAUGCACCCUCUGCUAGGCUGGAUACUACUAAGCAAGGCAAGAAAGCAAAACUUGCAAGAACAGUGUUGAGCGUCGCUAAGCUGCAAAGCCCAAGCAAGGCCCCUCCAAAGGCCAUUCAGGAUCCUCACGAAUUCGGCAAAAAUAGACUGCUGCGUUCCCCGUCUGGAGAUUCAGACAAGGAGAACUGGGUGCCUCAGGAGAACGGAGCGAGCUCUCGCCGUAAACCGUUGCCAUCUGGCCGUACGGAUAAGCGGUCUAAAUCCCGGGUGGUGCUCGGUGACAACCACAGCAUCCCAAGCCACGCUGUAGAUUUUGGAGGAAAUAGAAGCCGAAAACGAAAAUCUGCAGUCGCACAGGGUAUUUUCGAGGAUCAGGACGAGAACGCAAAGGUUGGUGAAGAAGUUGAGAGCUUCAUGCGUGGUGAGAUAUGCCCUAGUAAAAAGGGUGAUUUGGACUGCAUUCAGGGACUGCUGUCUUUGAGCCAGGGAAACUGGCGGUAG
Drepanopeziza brunnea f. sp. 'multigermtubi' MB_m1 is the source of this 1797-nucleotide messenger RNA. RefSeq lists its product as uncharacterized. Gene Ontology annotation, biological process: regulation of DNA-templated transcription. The record is from RefSeq and is a predicted model, not a curated record. Gene Ontology annotation, cellular component: nucleus. Gene Ontology annotation, molecular function: DNA-binding transcription factor activity, RNA polymerase II-specific; transcription cis-regulatory region binding. Lineage: Eukaryota; Fungi; Ascomycota; Leotiomycetes; Helotiales; Drepanopezizaceae.